Molecule: messenger RNA, 273 nt
Organism: Colletotrichum costaricense
Lineage: Eukaryota; Fungi; Ascomycota; Sordariomycetes; Glomerellales; Glomerellaceae
Exons: 2
Coding region: 1-273 (90 amino acids)
Source: RefSeq, a predicted model, not a curated record
AUGGCAAGCCGCAAGAUGACAUUGGGACAUUGCCUGUUCGUGGAUUCGCUGUCAACGGUUCGAGGCCAGGCCAGGCCUGGCCAUCCUGUGGCCCUGUCACCCUGGGCACUAGCGCUGAUGAACCCCCCGGCGGUGUUUCCCCUGGCGAGCGACAUCCAUUCUCAAAGACCCCGAGAAGACGGAUAUCGGGAACAAGCCAUAGUGGGCGGCGUGGGGCCGACGGCUCCUGGAUCGGCAGAAGUAGGGCGAGAGUGCAGAAACAAGGUGCUGUAG